GUCAGCCUAUCAAUUUCGAUUUUACUGUCGCUGACUGUGUUCUUCCUCCUGCUGGCCGAAAUUAUCCCGCCCACAUCGCUCGUGGUACCGCUUCUCGGUAAAUUCGUCCUUUUCACCAUGAUCCUAGACACCUUCAGUAUAUGCGUAACCGUGGUAGUCCUCAAUGUUCACUUCCGGUCGCCACAGACGCACGUGAUGGCACCGUGGGUCCGUCGUGUUUUUAUCCAUGUUCUGCCAAGACUACUGGUGAUGCGCAGGCCGCAGUACCAGAUAGACAAACGUAGCAUGAGUGGCCAUCACGGCCAACGUGUGAUGGUCAGAACGUGCAACGGCCUCGAGUUACGAGACCCAUCUCUCUUCGUAGAGACCUCCGCCUCGGAGCUGGUCGAGUCCUCCGUUUUGUUCCCGAGUCUCGAUUCGCGGGACGAAUUACACCCUCGGUACAUGAGGAAUAUUUUUCAAAACGAGAGACAAGUAAAAUAUGUGUUUGUCUUAGAGAGAGAGAGAGAGAAAAAAAAGAAAAAAAGAAAAGGAAAGAAAAAAAAAACGAAAUGUGUGAUUAUUAUUAGGGAAUUGGAAGCUGUGAAUUUAGGAAGCGCGUGUCGUAUUCACGGUUCACCAGCGGCCACGGCUGCUCCUCCACCGCAACUGCCGACCGAGGAGAGCGUGGACGCUCUCUGCAACACUCUUCAUCAUUGGCACCACUGCCCAGAACUGUACAAGGCUAUCGAAGGGAUUCGUUUCAUUGCUGACCACACGAAGAGAGAAGAGGACUCCACCAGAGUCAAGGAAGAUUGGAAGUACGUCGCGAUGGUGCUUGACAGGCUAUUCCUGUGGAUUUUUACACUGGCUGUAUUCGUCGGCACGGCAGGCAUCAUCCUGCAGGCACCAACGCUGUACGACGAUCGCACGCCCAUUGACGUGCGGCUGUCCGAGAUCGCUUCCACCACUGCCAAGCCACACAUCGUCACAAGCCUCUGAGAGACAAUUGUUCAAUUUCGUUACCUUCACGCAUCGCACACACGCGCGUGCACGCGUACACACGUAUACAAUGUAGUACGCAACAACGUAAGAACUUAAACUAUGAGAUGAGUUGCACACAUUGACCCCCCCUCCAGGGACUCGUGUUGCGAAGAAUAUUCACUGUGCUGUCAAUCAUUCCGAUGGUACUUAUAUAGGUUGUACGGAAAGAAGUCUGUUAGCGUUAAUCGACAUCGAUAACCUUCGAUCGCCAUUUUGCUAGAUCCGAAGGGGCCUGGUAUCGUUCGAUUAUUUCUAGUCCUAUCAUUGAAAUAUAUAUAAUAUGCACUUUCGUCGCUUGAAUCGGAUUGAUUCGUUUACCGGGUUGUUAAUAGUUCUUUGAUCCUCGUGAGGCGUUCGCUUAUGUUUUACGAUCGUUUAGUUUUUAUCGAGGGGAGAUUGAUUGGUUUGUAAUAACGAUAACGAUCAAAUAUACAUUGUUUCAGUAAGAUACAUUGGUAAAUGUGUCCCAGGUGUUGUUCGAUUUCAUUCGAAUUGAACCAGAGGUUUCUCUCGUCCUUGGCGUAAACGACUGAAAGACUGAAGCCUCG
Molecule: messenger RNA, 1571 nt
Organism: Heterotrigona itama
Lineage: Eukaryota; Metazoa; Arthropoda; Insecta; Hymenoptera; Apidae
Source: the annotation of a GenBank genome assembly